Molecule: messenger RNA, 1161 nt
Organism: Exophiala oligosperma
Lineage: Eukaryota; Fungi; Ascomycota; Eurotiomycetes; Chaetothyriales; Herpotrichiellaceae
Exons: 3
Coding region: 1-1161 (386 amino acids)
Cellular component (GO): VCP-NPL4-UFD1 AAA ATPase complex
Molecular function (GO): polyubiquitin modification-dependent protein binding
Source: RefSeq, a predicted model, not a curated record
AUGUCGUAUUAUCAAGGCGACAUGAUGGGGUUCCCGACCUUCAUGCGCGGCGGGCCUCCCGUCGGCAUGUCCACGAGGCGUUUUGAUGAAUACUAUCGCUGUUACCCCGUCGUAAUGAUGAAUGGACCGGACAGAAAGAACGUCAACUAUGGUGGCAAGGUUUUCCUACCGCCGUCAGCACUGGACAAACUUACGAGACUACACAUCGCCUAUCCAAUGCUCUUCGAAUUGAUCAACGGCAACGCUGGCAAGACGACUCACGCUGGUGUUCUGGAGUUCAUCGCUGAAGAAGGAAGAAUCUACCUACCACAAUGGCUGAUGCAGACUCUCGACCUCGACCCGGGCGACCUGCUCCAGAUCAGAUCGACCGACCUUCCUCCUGGUAAAUUCAUCAAACUCCAACCCCAAUCGCCUGCCUUCCUCGAUAUCUCCGAUCCUCGAGCUGUCCUUGAGAAUGCCUUUCGAAACUUUGCUUGCUUGACCAAGGGGGACACCUUUACCUUUGAAUACAACGAUCAGACGUACGAUAUUGCCGUACUGGAGAUAAAACCGGACACAGACGCUCACGCCAUUGUGACCAUGGAGACGGAUCUGGAAGUUGACUUUGCGACACCAGUCGGGUACGUUCCACCGGAACGGACCAGUGGAGCGAGCACACCAAGAAGUGGCAUCGGGAAGCCUCGAGGGGGUUCAGUCCACUUCCAAGGAACAAUGGCACAGUCCAUCAACUACGAAAGCAUAGCGCCGGCGGCAACGUCUGCAGCUGCGGGUGCCAGGGCUGUUUCGUCCCAUUUUCUCUCCGCCGGACACAAGUUGAGUUCGAAGAAGGGUUCCAAAGCACCUACCCCGAACCCGUCGACUCCCGUGGCCGGUGCGUCGACAAACCGACCGAAACAACCACCUCCGCGAAAGACGAAUGGGCCCCAACCACUCAGACUGCCUCCCGGGAAACUGUUCUUCGGGUACGAGUUCAAACCUCUGGCAAAGAGAGACGAGAAUGGCGAGCCAGUGGUCGGUGACGAAGUAAAGCCACACUUCAAGGGUCAGGGACAAACUCUUCGGCCCAAGAAGAAGGGCGCAGGUACGGACAGCGGUACAGGCAGUGGAGUCAACAGCGAUGCUGAAGCCAAAUCCAAGGGUUCUGGCCGGGGACCGCGUUAG